Messenger RNA from Salvelinus sp. IW2-2015, 1526 nucleotides. The record is from RefSeq and is a predicted model, not a curated record. Lineage: Eukaryota; Metazoa; Chordata; Actinopteri; Salmoniformes; Salmonidae.
AUGCUCAACCAUCCGAUCAACAAGACACUCUUCUUUAAGAAAAAACACCACCGCUUUAUUCAUCCGUCACGCAUAAGCAACAUUCUCAUAGCCUACCUUUUCUCCUACCGCGACCAGAAACUCCUCCACAGUGACAUUAGCUUCAGUAACACACCUAAAGCCGUGCCGAAGUGUAAGUGUAACCUGCAUUCGUCGCUGUGCCUGCUGCAAGAGGGGAACCUCCAGUGUCAGUGUGAACACAACACCACGGGACAGGACUGUCAGCGCUGCAAGAAGGGCUUCAAGGCCAAGUCCUGGAAAGCUGGCUCCUACCUGCCCACACCCAACGGAUCUCCCAACACCUGUGCAAUCGCUGGUGCCCCCACGGGCGGUGGUUCUAACUGUGAGUGCUACGGCCACUCUAACCGCUGCAGCUACAUAGACUACCUGAACAUCGUAACGUGUGUCAGCUGCAAGCACAAUACAAGAGGACAGAACUGCCAGCACUGCAGACUGGGCUACUUCAGAAAUAACUCAGCUGAACUGGAUGAUGAGGGUGUCUGCAUCGAGUGUAACUGUAACCAGAUGGGUUCUGUCCAUGACCGGUGUAAUGGGACAGGCUUCUGCCAGUGUAAAGAUGGCACUACGGGGCCCAAGUGUGACGACUGUUUCCUGGGUACUACUGGAAACAAGGGUGUUACUGUGAGUAUACAGCGGGAGAAGUCCUUGGAGUGUGUGUGGGGGGGGGGGGGGGAGGUUUUUUUGGGGUGCAUCUGUGUAAAUGCCCAUGCGUGUUAUGAAAUGAGAAAUGUUGUAGGGAAUAUGUCACAGACAUAGUACCCUUUCUUUAGAUGCAGAAACCUCUCUCCACACUCUGCCACUUGGUCUUUGAGUUAAUCUUAGCAUCCAUAUCUCCUUGCUUACCCAUGGGACUGGGGCGUGUAUCACAUUAGUAGCAUCACCUGUUCCUUUAAUUGAUGACCCUGUCACACCAUAACCCAAUUUCUGGGAGCCUCUUUCGCCAUAUCGUAUACCAUACAGCAGCAUUUCCCAAACUCGUUCCUGAGGACUCCAAGGGGUGCACAUUUUAGUUUUUGCCCUAGCACUACAUAGCCAAUUCAAAUAAUCAGCACAUCGUCAAGAGUUUGGGUGAUGCUGCCAUACAGUCAGGGCAGUGCCACGUCUCAAACACAUAUAGUCCCACCUACCUCUUUUUCCCUACAGGCUAGAAUCGGAAGGAAUCCUUCUUUACUACAUUUGGUUAGUUAGCCAAAUGUGUCAGUAGGACAUAGUGUAUCCCAUAUUUAGAUUAAAGUGAGAGAGUAAAAGGCUAGGUUUUUGGUCGCUUUAAGAAACAUGGCAUGGAAGCACCAUUGGACCAUAUUUACUUUCUUCAGCAAGAUCCAGAACAGAAAAGCUUAAGCAUGCUUUUGUGUCAUGCCCCACAAAUCGUCACGUCUCUGUCACACAUCCACGCACACACGCAUGAUGCAUGCACACAUGCUGUGACAAACACACAUACACGCUCUCUUGUACACAUACUACGU